Molecule: messenger RNA, 1729 nt
Organism: Helobdella robusta
Lineage: Eukaryota; Metazoa; Annelida; Clitellata; Rhynchobdellida; Glossiphoniidae
Exons: 8
Coding region: 93-1565 (490 amino acids)
Biological process (GO): protein histidyl modification to diphthamide
Molecular function (GO): 2-(3-amino-3-carboxypropyl)histidine synthase activity
Source: RefSeq, a predicted model, not a curated record
CGGGUGUUUUUAUUUUGAUCGAACUCUUUUUAAUUUUGGGUUUAAAUUUUUUAAAAAUUUUCUAAUUUGAAUAAUUUAAUAAUUUAUUUUAAAUGGAUUUGUUUUAUUGGCGAUUCGAUAUUGAAUCUAGCGUUAGAUGGAUCACGGAAAACAAUUUUCAAAGGGUUGCCCUGCAGUUUUGUGAAGAUUUGUACAAGGACUCAAUAAAAAUUUAUCUGGAAAUCAAGAAUAAGUUGCCUCCCUCAACUGAACUGGCAAUAAUUGCUGAUAACAAGUACAACAGUUGUUGUUUGGAUGAAAUCAAUGCAGAACACUUGCGAUCUGACUGUCUCAUUCACUAUGGCGAGGCAUGCUUCUCACCGAACUCCUACAAAACAAAAUUCCCUGUUAAGUAUGUUUUCCCCAAGAAAUCUCUCAAUUUGUCAACAUUCGGUGAAAAUUUGAAGAAAUUUAUGACCAAAAACCCCGAAGAAAUGAUUGCUACAACUCGAUAUGUGGUUGUGUAUGGUCUUGCCUAUCAUUAUCUGAGAGACGAGAUUACAUCAUGCUUCAAAGAACUCAAUGUAUUGUUUCAUUGCCCUAUCAUAGAGGAAUAUUCUGCUGACGAUGGUGACAACCAAACAGCAACAGAUGAGCAUAAAUUUCACCAACAUUUCGUUGGUAGAAAUUUUAAAUUUUCAGCAGAAGACAGAAAAACCAUUAAGAUCAUAUACAUUGGUGGCGAAGAUAGCUUCAUAACCAGUCUCUUGAUGAGGCUUAAUGAGUGUUCAUGUGCCAUUUAUAAAGUUGAGGAAGAUUCGUUUGUUGAUGGCUGGUCUUGCAAUAAGCUGCUGAAGAAAAGAUAUUACAUGGUAGAGAAAGCAAGAGAUGCAAAUUUCAUAGGCAUAAUUGUUUCUACAUUCAGUAACUUUUCUACUCAAGUCAUUGAAAAAUUGAAAACUUCGAUUAGGCAGGUGGGGAAGAGGUAUCGAAUAUAUAGCCCCGGCUCGUUGAAUCCUGCAAAACUGGCAAACGUCAGUGAAUUUGAUGCCUUUGUUUAUGUUUCCUGCCCACUGAAUGCUUUCAUUGAUUGUUCUGACUACCUACAGCCUAUUGUUACACCUUAUGAGAUGUUGUUGGCCUGCAAGAGGACAUUUGCCUGGACUGGUGAUUAUUUACUGGAUCUAGGAGAACUAGCUAGAAAAGUGAACGCGGAUGACGACGACACAUUGGUCGGUGACGUCACGAUGGAUGUUUCACUUAUAACUGGAAGAACCAGGAAGAUAGGGUUGGGAGAAUACGAACAACAGCAACAACAACAACGUCAUCGCAAUAAUAAGAAUAAUAAUAAACGUUCAUGUUGCCAUGGUGACGAAAGUUGUUGCCACAGUGACGAGGAUGGGGAUGUUAAGGAAAUUGCAUGUCUCGGAUCCAGAAGUAUCGCUGCCCAGUCAUCUUAUGGAGAGCACUGGUCCGCACGGUCCUGGAGAGGACUGGAGAUGAAGUUAGGCGAGACGGAUGUCGUUGCUGUAGUUGAUGGCUGCACAGGAAUUCCAACGUCAUAUCAACACGAAUGUAAACAAUGACGUCAUCGUCAACUCGUGUGUGUGUGUGUGUGUGUGUGUGUGUGUGUGUGUGUGUGUGUGUGUGUGUGUAAAUUAUUUCAAAUUAUUUCAUCGUGUUCAGCUGAUGUAUUGUGUUUUAUGAUUGGUUAUUUUUGUCAUUUUUAAAUAAAAAAUGCAUUCUAAAA